Molecule: messenger RNA, 1596 nt
Organism: Naegleria fowleri
Lineage: Eukaryota; Heterolobosea; Eutetramitea; Acrasida; Naegleriidae
Exons: 4
Coding region: 1-1596 (531 amino acids)
Source: RefSeq, a predicted model, not a curated record
AUGGAACCAUUCACUAUUCACUAUUUGGGAGUUAUGACCAUGGAUUAUUUGGCGAUCGUUGAUGAAUAUCCAAUUCCGAAUAGCAAGAAUAGAACACGCUCGAUGGAGAUGCAUGGUGGAGGAAAUGCUGCCAAUGUUGUAUUUGAUUUAAUACGAAUGAUGAUCCCACCAUUGACUGCUGCAGUUAAGAACCAAGAACAACAACUCACCAUCCAUGAUGAUCCCAACAAUACGGACAUGAUCAUGAUCAAAAUUGGAACAGAUGUGGUCGGAAAGGCUAUUUAUGAAGAAUUUGCCAAGUUAUGCUCAGAUGUGAAACACACACCAAUUGAACUUAAUUUAAAUAGUAUUGUAAGAUCUCCCUUUGCUCAAAGCUCAUUUAGUUAUAUCAUGAUUACUCCUAACAAGCAGCAAGGAAAUGAUAGAACCAUUAUUAAUACCCCACUCUCUGAAGAGUUUUCAUUUGAUGAGCUUUCCCAGCAACAACAACAUGGACCCUCUUCCAAAAUCAUUGACAUUUUGUUUAUAGAUGGACGAUAUUCUUCGGUGGCAGUUUCGUAUGUGAAUACUCACAAGCCAAAGUGUGUCAUUAUGGAAUGUGAAAGGAUGAGGCCGAUUCCAGAGUUGAACACAUUCCUAGAGUUAAUGACCCUGUCACACAUUCUUUUGUUGUCUGAAAAUUUUCCAAUCGAAUAUUUAAAUCAUAUCACUCACAAUUCGGACGUUCAUGAUUCAUCAUUGAAAAGAUGGAUUGAGAACAGUAUUUCUCACGAUGGAUAUGAUGCAAGAUUGAUAUCCAUGCACAUUCUAUUUUCUAAACUUUCUGGAUCUAUCGGUAUGAUACCCUACAAAGAAGAAUAUUCUGGCGUAACAAAAAGCAUCAAGACCAUCGAGCAACUCAUUCAAGACAGUGAUCAUGUCAUCAGCACAAGCUCACAUCAGAGUGAUGUAUAUCCUCAAACAGUACUGUCCACAUUUUCAUUCGAAGGGCCAAAGAGCGAAAAGUUCGACUAUGUCAUAAUUUAUUGCCCAAGCUAUCAGGAUCCUCAAUUUCCAACUAUUGUGGACACCACCGGUGCUGGUGAUUCUUUCAAUGCAAGCGUAAUAUAUUGUCUUUCGAGAUUACUUAUUGGAGAAGAAGAGACCAAUUUCACAAUCCAUGAACUGUCAAAGUCUUUAAAGUUCUCGAAUAUUGCGGCCUUUUAUACAUGUACUGGCGUCGGUGCGAGAGCCACAGGAAUUGACCAUGAAAAAGCAGAAAAAUUGUGGAACGAAUUAGACGACAAGUUAUUAGCGUUUUUGGUGUGUAUUCCAUGGUUAGAGACUGGAAUGAGAGAUGUCUUAUUUCUGUAUGAUUGCUCAACUUCUAUCGACAAGGUGAAAGAAAGUUUGUUGAAUAGACUCGCCACAUUCAGCGACAUGUUGGGAAGUGACGAUCUUUUGUCGAUUUAUGGAGAAAAUGGUGCACCAUUUAUCACAAGUAUAUCUUAUAUCACGAGAUUAAAUUAUGUAAAAUUUUUUAGGUCAAGCACUUCAAAACGAAAAAAGUUGUUUCCACCUUUGAAGAAUAAACUUGCCACAAAUGCAAAUCAAUAA